AUGGGUGAUGAUUUCCAGUACCAAUAUGCAGAGUCUUGGUUCAAGCAAAUGGAUAAAUUAAUUCACUAUGUCAAUGAGGAUGGUAGAGUAAAUGCUUUGUAUUCCACUCCAUCAAUUUACACCAAAGCCAAAAAUGCUGCUAAUCAAACUUGGCCACUGAAAACUGAUGAUUACUUCCCGUAUGCUGAUCGUGCUAAUGCUUAUUGGACUGGCUAUUUCACGAGUCGCCCAGCCUUAAAGCGAUAUGUUAGGAUGAUAAGUGGAUACUAUCUGGCAACGCGUCAACUUGAAUUUUUCGUUGGAAAGCAAUCAACUAAAUACAAUACUAUUGGCCUUGGAGAUGCUCUAGGAAUUGCACAACACCAUGAUGCUGUCAGUGGUACUGCCAAACAGCAUACAACCAAUGACUAUGCCAAACGACUGGCUAUUGGAGUCUCUGAGGCUGAAGCAGUUGUUAGUUCUUCCUUGGCUUGUCUUACUAGCAACCUAUCAAGUGAUCAAUGUUCAGCACCUGCAUCGGCAUUUGCCCAGUGUCAAUUGUUAAAUAUCAGUUACUGCCCUCCUACUGAAGAUAGCAUUCCAGAUGCUAAGAGUUUGGUAGUUGUGGUGUAUAACCCACUUGGAUGGAAACGUACUGAUAUUGUCAAAAUACCAGUUAAUGAUGCUAAUCUUGUCGUCAAAGAUUCACUGGGCAAUAAUCUUGAAGUACAAUAUGUGGAUGUAGAUGAUGUUACUACAAAUUUAAGAAAAUUAUAUGUGAAGGCCUAUUUGGGGGUGUCACCAAAACAAGCCCCAAAGUACUGGCUUUUGUUUCAGGCGUCAGUACCUCCGCUUGGAUGGAGCACGUACUUCAUUUCUAAAGCAACCGGAAAAGGGACCAGAACAGAAGAUAUAUCUCAACUCAGCAGUCAGAAGGGUGAGACCAUUAUCAUUGGGCCUGGAAAUUUAAAGAUGUCCUUUUCCUCAACCUCUGGACAACUCAAAAGGAUGUAUAAUUCCAGAACUGGAGUUGAUAUACCUAUUCAGCAAAGCUAUCUCUGGUAUGGAUCUAGUGAGGGUGAUAGUGAUCCUCAGGCUUCUGGAGCAUAUAUAUUCCGGCCUAAUGGAUCCCCUCCAACUAUCGUUUCAAGAUCAGUGCCCACCAAGAUAAUCCGUGGACCACUAGUUGAUGAAGUUCAUCAGAAUUUUAGCUCUUGGAUUUAUCAGGUUACUAGGCUUUACAAAGACAAAGAGCAUGCUGAAAUCGAAUUCACUAUUGGUCCGAUUCCUACUGAUGAUGGAGUUGGAAAAGAGGUGAUCACACGAAUGACAGCAAAUAUGGCCACAAACAAGGAGUAUUAUACUGAUUCCAACGGGAGAGAUUUUCUAAAACGAGUUCGAGAUCAUAGAGAUGAUUGGCCCCUUCAAGUAACUCAACCAGUAGCAGGAAACUAUUACCCACUUAAUCUUGGAAUUUAUACCAAGGAUAAGAAAUCCGAGUUCUCGGUCUUAGUUGAUCGUGCCACUGGUGGAGCUAGCAUCAUAGAUGGUGAGGUGGAAUUGAUGCUUCAUAGGCGUAUUCUCCAUGAUGAUGGUCGAGGAGUUGGGGAACCACUUGAUGAACAAGUUUGCGUGGACAAUAACAAAAUAUGUGAAGGACUAACAGUCCGAGGAAAUUAUUAUAUCAGCAUAGACAAACUUGGAACUGGUGCACGCUGGCGCCGUACAACUGGUCAGGAAAUCUACUCACCAUUCUUAUUGACUUUUACGCAUGAGAACUUGAAUAGUUGGAAGUCCUCUCAUGUGACCAAAGGAACAAUCAUGGAUCCAAAUUACAGCUUGCCCCCCAAUGUGGCUCUGAUAACUCUUGAGGAGUUGGAUGGUGGAAUUGUGCUUCUCCGUUUGGCACAUCUAUAUGAGCCAAGUGAAUAUGCUGAGUAUUCAACUCUAACCAAAGUUGAACUGAAGAAGUUGUUUGCCAAGAAAACGAUAAAGGAGUUGAAGGAGGUAAGCUUAUCUGCUAACCAAGAGAAGUCAGAAAUAAAGAGGAUGACAUGGAAGGUUGAAGGGGACAAUGGACAAGGACCUCAAGGACUUAGGGGUGGCCCUGUCAACAACCCUAAUUUGGUUGUUGAGCUUGGCCCCAUGGAAAUACGAACUUUCCUAUUGAAAUUUUAA
Molecule: messenger RNA, 2157 nt
Organism: Sphenostylis stenocarpa
Lineage: Eukaryota; Viridiplantae; Streptophyta; Magnoliopsida; Fabales; Fabaceae
Source: the annotation of a GenBank genome assembly